Messenger RNA from Rhododendron vialii, 3971 nucleotides. RefSeq names its product LRR receptor-like serine/threonine-protein kinase RGI5. The record is from RefSeq and is a predicted model, not a curated record. Gene Ontology annotation, molecular function: protein binding; ATP binding; protein kinase activity. The coding region runs from base 514 to 3765 and encodes 1083 amino acids. Gene Ontology annotation, biological process: protein phosphorylation. NCBI's taxonomy places the organism in Eukaryota, Viridiplantae, Streptophyta, Magnoliopsida, Ericales, Ericaceae. The transcript has 2 exons.
UACUACUAACAUACAAGAUCCACCACUAGAGCCGGCCACCACACUUUCGCGGCCGCCGCCGCCGAUACCACCUCUGACCCCCCAAAAUCACUAAUGAACACUAAAGGCACAUUUUAUGGAGUAUUAUCCCCUUCAUGAGCUUGGGUUUAAGAGAACCCAUCUUGAUCACAAUCACCACCACUAUAGACCACCGCCGCGUUAAGCAGAGCCGGGAGGUGAAAGUCCCAGCUCCGGUAAGUGAAAGAACACUCUUCACCACACAACACUCAAGUUUUUUUGUUCACAUGCCAUUGGUUUUUGGAAAACACGUAGUGUGAGUUUUAAGCAUCCCCACCACCACCACAAAAUCCUCACUCUCAGUCACAUGCUUCUUGUUCCACCCAAAGACCUAGACUAGUAGACUACCACUUCCUCCACCACCAACACAACCACCUCCACCACCACCACCACCACCACCACCAAAAUCCCAAACCCUUCAAAACCUCUUUGGUAACCUUCACUUUCUAAGCACACAUGGGAAAACCAACCCCUUUUCCUAGUCAAUUUCCCCUGUUCUUCUUCUUCUUCCUCUUGUGGACAACAGUAGCACCACUACUGGUGACCUCUCUCUCUCCUGAUGGCAUAACCCUUCUCUCACUCCUCUCAUCUUCCGACCCUAACUCCAGAUCCCCUAUCCUCUCCUCUUGGAACCCAUCAAACUCCACACCCUGUUCAUGGCAGGGGAUAACCUGUUCUCCACAAAACAGGGUUAUUUCACUCUCCAUCCCAAACACAUUCCUCAACCUCUCCUUCCUCCCCUCACAGCUUUCCUCUCUCUCCUCUCUCCAACUCCUCAACCUCUCCUCCACCAACAUCUCCGGCCCAAUCCCCCCUUCUUUUGGUUCCCUCUCCUCUCUCCGCCUCCUUGACCUCUCUUCCAAUUCCCUCUCCGGUCCCAUUCCUCUCGAACUCGGCCUCCUCGGCGUUUCACUCCAGUUCCUAUUCCUCAAUUCCAACCGAUUAUCUGGUCAAAUCCCACUACAACUUGCUAAUCUCUCCUCACUACAAGUCCUCUGCCUCCAAGACAAUGUGCUUAACGGCUCCAUUCCCUCUCAACUUGGCUCAUUAUUGUCCCUCCAGCAGUUUAGGGUUGGUGGAAACCCUUUUUUAACCGGUCAAAUCCCACCACAGUUAGGGUUACUCACAAAUCUCACCACAUUCGGGGCGGCGGCCACCGGACUCUCCGGUGUCAUUCCACCCACGUUUGGAAACCUAAUAAAUCUCCAAACCCUAGCUCUUUAUGACACCGACGUGUUUGGUUCUGUCCCACUUGAACUAGGGUUGUGUUCAGAGUUAAGGAACUUGUACUUGCACAUGAACAAACUCACUGGUACAAUCCCACCUCAACUGGGUAAGUUGCAAAAACUCACUAGCUUGCUUAUGUGGGGGAAUGCACUCACUGGUUCAAUCCCAUCUGAGAUCUCCAACUGCUCAUCCCUUGUUGUAUUUGAUGUCUCUGCCAACGAUUUAACCGGUGAAAUCCCGAUUGAGUUGGGGAAUCUAACAGUCCUUGAGCAACUUCAUUUGUCCGAUAAUUCUCUUACGGGUCUGAUUCCAUGGCAAUUGAGUAACUGCACUAGUCUUACAACACUUCAGCUGGAUAAGAACCAGUUAUCUGGUCCUAUUCCAUGGCAAAUUGGCUACUUGAAGCUAUUGCAGACCUUCUUCUUGUGGGGAAACUCGGUUUCCGGUACGAUACCAUCCUCCUUUGGGAAUUGUUCGGAACUCUACGCGCUCGAUCUUUCAGGUAACAAACUCACCGGGCAAAUUCCAGAAGAGCUAUUUGGCUUAAAGAAGCUAAGCAAGCUACUUCUGUUGGGGAACUUCUUAUCGGGUGGACUGCCUAAAAGUGUAGCCAAUUGCCAAUCUUUGGUCAGAUUGAGGCUUGGGGAAAACCAGCUUUCCGGUCAGAUUCCCAAAGAGUUGGGGGAACUGCAGAAUCUUGUGUUUCUUGAUUUGUAUAUGAACCAUUUUUCAGGCGGUUUGCCUUAUGAGAUCGCUAAUAUCACAGUUCUAGAGCUUCUGGAUGUGCACAACAAUUACAUAACAGGAGAAAUACCGUCUCAGCUAGGGGAGCUAGUGAACUUGGAGCAACUUGAUCUCAGCAGAAACAGCUUCACCGGUGAAAUUCCCCUUGCUUUUGGUAAUUUUAGUUACUUGAACAAGCUCAUUCUCAACAAUAAUUUGCUUACUGGAUCCGUGCCAACAUCCAUUCGGAACCUGCAGAAAUUAACUCUUCUUGAUUUGAGCUUCAAUAGUCUCUCGGGUGGAAUCCCACCCGAGAUUGGCUAUGUCUCAAGCUUAACCAUUAGUUUGGACUUGAGCUCAAAUGGGUUUACAGGCGAAAUCCCUGAGACUUUCACUGGUUUGACGCAAUUACAAUCGCUUGAUCUUUCACGUAACAUGCUUAACGGAAGCAUUUCGGUUCUGGGUUUCCUUACUAGUCUCACUUCGUUAAAUCUCUCGUACAACAAUUUCUCUGGUCCAAUUCCUGUGACACCCUUUUUUCGAACCUUAACUCCUAAUUCGUUCCUGAAGAACCCGAACCUUUGUGAAUCCUUCGAUGGGUCCACUUGUUCUUCGCGGUUGGGUCGCAGAAGUGGGGUUAAAUCCGCCAAAACCGUAACUUUGGUAGCAGUAAUCCUAGCUUCUGUUACAAUUGCAAUCGUUGCAUCAUGGAUUCUGGUGACCCGGACCCACAAGUACGCCAUUGAAAAAUCCUUGGGGCUAUCAGCCUCAUCAUCAGGGGCUGAGGAUUUUUCUUAUCCGUGGACUUUCAUUCCGUUUCAGAAGCUCAAUUUCUCCAUUGACAACAUCUUGGGAUGCCUAAACGACGAAAAUGUGAUUGGAAAGGGUUGUUCUGGAGUUGUUUACAAGGCAGAAAUGACUGGUGGCGAGUUGAUCGCAGUGAAAAAGCUAUGGAAAACGAAGAAGGACGAAGAACCGGCUAUGGACUCUUUUGCUGCAGAAAUUCAAAUUCUAGGACACAUAAGGCACCGGAACAUAGUGAAGCUCCUAGGGUACUGUUCCAAUAAGAGUGUUAAGCUCCUUCUCUACAAUUACAUAUCCAACGGUAAUUUGCAGCAACUGCUGUUGGGUAACAGGAAUUUGGAUUGGGAAACUAGGUAUAAGAUUGCAGUUGGAUCAGCUCAGGGUCUUGCUUAUCUUCAUCACGAUUGUGUUCCAGCAAUCCUCCACAGAGAUGUGAAGUGUAAUAAUAUACUCUUGGAUUCCAAGUUCGAGGCUUACUUGGCCGAUUUUGGACUGGCGAAGCUGAUGAAUUCACCGAAUUACCACCACGCAAUCUCCAGAGUAGCCGGGUCUUACGGGUAUAUUGCACCAGAAUAUGGUUAUACUAUGAACAUAACAGAGAAGAGCGACGUUUAUAGCUAUGGAGUGGUUUUGUUGGAGAUUCUAAGCGGGCGUAGUGCUGUUGAGCCCCAGAUUGGUGACGGACUUCACAUCGUGGAGUGGGUGAAGAAGAAGAUGGGAAGCUUUGAACCGGCUGUUACGAUUCUUGAUUCAAAGCUCCAAGGGCUGCCUGAUCAGAUGGUGCAAGAAAUGCUUCAAACACUUGGAAUUGCAAUGUUUUGCGUCAAUUCAUCGCCAGCCGAACGGCCCACCAUGAAGGAAGUGGUGGCAUUGUUGAUGGAAGUGAAGAGUCCAGCUGAGGAGUGGGGGAAAACUUCACAACCUCUAAUAAAGCAGUCCUCAAACCAGAGAUGACUUUUUCUGUUUUUCUUUCCUUUUUUUUUUCCUUCUGAUCAUGGAGUUAGAGAUUGCAUUUCUUUUGUUCCCCAAAGAUAGGAAGUAGUUUUAUUUGUGGGGAAUGAGAGGGGGAGAGAUGUGGGUGUUGUCUGUAUUCUUGUAUUUGGAUAAGUUUCUUGUACAGUUGUUAGAAACAUAAAUGUAGUAAUUUGCUUCAUGUUUAA